Oryza sativa Japonica Group (Japanese rice) is the source of this 1000-nucleotide messenger RNA. RefSeq lists its product as uncharacterized. Lineage: Eukaryota; Viridiplantae; Streptophyta; Magnoliopsida; Poales; Poaceae. The record is from RefSeq and is a predicted model, not a curated record.
CUCCUGGUAAGCCUCGAAAAAAUUCCCAACUUUGCACUAGCAUUUCGCGCAACGCGCACCGAAUCGGUGCGAUUUCUUGAAUCCUGACGGUUUCUGUCGAAUUUACGGUUUCACAGGAUGGCUUCGCGGGCUCCAAUCGCCAUCCAAAACGAGAACCUGCCGAUCUUUCGCGGGAUCGAUGGCAAGAAGGCCGGGGCGGCGGCGAGGGUGGGGCGGCAGGAGCGCAGAGCCCUAGGUGAUCUCAGCAAGGCCCGGAGAGCUCGGCCGGCGAGCUCCACGGGAGGGAAAGCUACUGCAGCAGCCAGUGUUGGGGGAUCUGGUAAGAAUCUGGUGAAGCCUAGCUACCUGAGCGAUGAGGAUUGGAUGAAAUGCUGCGAGUGGGCGAAGGAUGGGGUUGAAACUGCCAGUUUUACUGGGAACGAUAUGCAGAAACUGCUCAGUGAUAAGCUGGAAGAGCGCAUACAGAAGAAGGUGGAGAAGGCAAUGGGGACGAUGCAACUCUCCAUGGACAGUCUUUACCGCAUCGAUGCGCAUUCAAAGGCAUGCAUGGUGGAUCCUGAAGAUAAAACAGAACUGGAUCUUGAUACAGAAUUUCUUCCUCCAAUGUCAUACUUAAGCUCAAGACUAGGUGAACACAACGCCAAUCAUGUUCUUUCUGACUUGGAAUUCGAACAUGAAACAUUUGCUAAUUGCAAUUUAGACUUGAAGCUCAAGGAAGAAUAUGGAACAUAAUUUCCUGAGGUCUCAUACUCUUGUAGUACAGUGUACUGGGAUCAUGUUCAACUCUUAGUACAUCUAGUUGUAUUGCAAUUUUUUUUUGUUUGUGUUGUAUCUGUUCUCUUAACCAAUCCAACUAUUCUGGGCAGCCAAAUUGACUCAGAUAUUUUGUUGUGUUGCUAGUUUUCCUUCUUGUAGUGUAAUGCUAUCUCUGUAGACUGUAGUUAUUCCCAUUCACAUUUUCUGGGGACACCAGUUGUUGAAAUGAGUUUAACUUGGCUUA